AUGGUAGACCUCGAAGAUGAUCAGAGUCAAAAGACAGAACGUAAAACUCUUCUGGAACAACUAAGACUUAAUUCGAUCAAAAAGCAGGAAGACUUUCAGCGCCAGAUUCACCAGCAAAACUCAUUGAUCAAUCGCAUUAGCCAAGAAGAUAUAGAACAUUACGAAAAACUAAAAAAAGAUGAAUUAAUAAAGAAACAAGAAACGCAGGAAUAUAUAGAUGAGAAGUUGAGUAAAUUUGAGGUUAAACAGGAGCGAAAGCAGCGACGGAUACAAUCCCUGUACGAACUGCAGAAACCAGUAAAAAUUCCAAACGCUAACAAUCCUCAACCUUUAGGAAUAGUAAAAAGAAAAGGUAACAAGAAAAAGAUUAUAAUUGUUCCUAAGAAUGUUAAUACAUAA
Eremothecium sinecaudum is the source of this 399-nucleotide messenger RNA. It is a transcript of the gene FYV6, whose product is annotated as Fyv6p. Bases 1 to 399 code for a protein of 132 amino acids. The transcript has a single exon. NCBI's taxonomy places the organism in Eukaryota, Fungi, Ascomycota, Saccharomycetes, Saccharomycetales, Saccharomycetaceae. The record is from RefSeq and is a predicted model, not a curated record.